Molecule: messenger RNA, 4119 nt
Organism: Plasmodium yoelii
Lineage: Eukaryota; Apicomplexa; Aconoidasida; Haemosporida; Plasmodiidae
Product: conserved Plasmodium protein, unknown function
Exons: 1
Coding region: 1-4119 (1372 amino acids)
Source: RefSeq, a predicted model, not a curated record
AUGUAUAAAUUGUAUAAUGCUUUUUUUUUUUUGCAUAUCAGUAGAAAAAUAAGCAAUGUUAAGAAUGUAAUAAUUCACACCAGAGGUAUAAAAAUAUCGAAGAAAUUAUAUUCAGAAUUUUUUAUCUUUAAUUUUGAAAAUGUCGAAAAUUUAAAAAAGAUAAAAGAGACAUCCCCUACUAUUACAACAAAUCAUUUGCCUCAAAAUGUUGAUGAAAAUAAAAAAGACGAAAAAAAACUCCAAUUAUAUGAAAAUAUUUUGGAUAAAUCGAGGCUAAAAAAAACAAGAAAAGUAUUAUCAUUAGUAAAAAAUAAAUUAAUAAAUUAUGAGCAAAUAUAUUUGAAUAGAUAUUUUUUUAUAUUUUAUAAAAAUAUCGAUUGUCUCUUAGAUUUCGAAAUCAUUAAUAUCGUCUAUUUGGCUGUAAAAUAUAAAAAAUAUCAAUUUUUAAGAAACAUUGAUGAUGAUAAUAAUGUAAAUUAUGGGGUGGCAACAAAUAACUAUUAUAAUAAUCUUACACAUCAAAGUGAUGCAUUAAACAGUGUUACUGUUGAUGAUAUAUCAGAUCAUAUAAUAACGCAAAGAAAUGAAAUAAAUCAAGAAAACAUAAUUUAUUCCGAUAUAAAAAAUUCGGAUAUUCUUGAAGAUAAUACAUUUGAAAAAGAACAAAAUGAUAAUACUCACAAUAUGCUUAACAAUGUAAUAAAUACAAAGUUAGAUAAACCUCCUAAAUUAAUGCAACAAAAUAAUGUUAAACAAAAGAGCAUAGAUUAUGUACAAAUAUUUCUUUACAAAUUUAUAAAAUUAUUAAGAGAAAAAAAAAAAAAAAUUAAUGUAACGAUAUUCGAUUUAUAUAAAUUAACAUAUUCUAUAAACUAUUAUAAAAUGUGUAUGGGACAAAAAAAAACUCUUAACAAAAAUAAUAAAGGAAAUUUAAAUAUUGACAUUAGCUAUAUAAUUACAUAUUUAUGUGUAUUUUUAAAAAAUGAAAUUUAUAAUAUCCAUGAAAAUAAUAACAAAAAUCAAAUAAAAAAUGAGAAAGACUUAAAUAAUCUUUUAAACAUAUUAAUAAUGGGACAGAAUAAUUUAAAUGUAUAUUUUUUUAAUUUAUUUUACGAUUAUUUAUUUAUAAUUUUAAAAAAAAAUAUAUAUCCAUUAUCAAUUAAAAAUAUAUGCUUAUUAUUACAAAUAAAUAAAUUUGAAAAGACUCAAUAUGAUCCUUUUUUUUUUUUUUUAAUUUUUAAUAACCAAAAAUAUAGAAAAAAUGAAGAUAUUAAUAAAUAUGAUCAGAAAAAUUCUGUAGAUAUAAUUACUAAAACACCAUUUACAUUGAAGGAUAUAAAUUAUUUAUUUUUUUAUCAACUAAAAAAUAAUGUAAUAUAUAAUAAUAGCUCUUUUAAUAUUUAUCUUAUUAAUACAUUAUUAAAAUCUGAAGUAAAUUCUUUUGAAUUUAUACAAAAUGUUGAAUUAUUUUCUUUGAUGUUACUACAUUAUGAUUAUUCAAAUUUUUAUUUUAAUGAAAUAUAUGAAAAAUAUGUUGAGCUUAUUUAUAAAAUGCAAUUAUAUAGUCGAGAAAUGUCUAGACAUGUAAUAAAUCAAGAUGAAAUAAAUAGCUAUCAUUAUAAAUUUGAAAAUAAAAAUGAAAAAACAAAUAUUUAUUUAAAUAUAAAAUUUAUUAGUACCUUUUCUUUGGCAUUGUAUAUAAUUCGAAACAAUUUACACAUUAAUGAAGAAUUUUAUUUGUAUAUAUUUUAUUUGUUUAAUAAUUAUUCUCAUUUAUUAACUCCAUAUGAAUAUGUAAUAUUUUUAAAUUUUAUAUAUUAUUCUAAUUUAAAAAAUGAACAAUAUUUUAGAAAAAACAAUUUGUAUAAAAAUACAACCAAAUUCUUUAUAAACACUGGAACCAAUGAUAUGGAAUAUCUACCUAUUGAUGAUAACAUUUUUUUUUUAUGUAUUUACAAAAAAAUACAACGAAUUUAUUUAUAUAACAAUGAUGUAGAUUUGAAAAACGGUAGUAACAUACAUCACUAUACAAAUUUUAAUUCAAACAUGUGUAACAUUAUGCCUGUACAAAUUAUUAAUAAUACAGAAAAUGAAAGUUAUAAUAAUAAGUUGGGGAAUGACAAAUUAAUAGAAGAUAAAAGCAACAUUGAAAAAAAAAAAAUAAAUAAAAAUGAUAUAAUAACGAAACUAGAAGAACAAAAUAAAAAUGACAUAACUAUAAUAAAUAUAAAAAAUAAAAGUUAUUUUAUGCACAUAUUGGACAUAUUAUUAUUGCUUAAAAAUAAUAGUUACGAUCAAAAGUUUAGUGACUAUUUAUUUAAUUUUUUUGACAAAAAUGUGUGGAAAUACAAUAUCAAUAUUUUUGAUAUUGACAAAAUUUUAUUUUCUUAUACACAAUUAAAUAUACAAAGAAAUUCUAUAAAUUUAUAUUUGUUAAAUUUUAUAGAAAUUGUAAAAAAAAACAUUAUUUCCAAUGAUAAUAUUGAAAAGGAAACAUAUAUAUUUUCUUCCAUGUGUAACAUAUUGCUAUCUUUCUCAGAAUUAAAUAUACGAGAUAUCAUUGAUCUUGACAUAUUCGAAAAACAUAUACUUAUAAAUAUAGACAAAAUAAAUAUAAAUUCAAUUUUGAUUUUAAUACAACAUUUUAUUUUAAGAGAAGAAAAAAAAGAAAAUGUAUCUAUAAUUAUAUUUUUACUAUUAAAUUAUAUAAAGAAAAAAUAUGGAAUUAAUAAAAAUAAUAUCAAUACUAAUGAAGAUGGGGAUAUAGACAAAACAUUAGCAUCCUCGUUAAAAGAGUUAAAAAAAAAAAAUGAUAAAAAUUAUGAUUUUAUAAAAAAUUAUUUGGAUGAAAAGAAACAUAUAUAUGUAUCAAAUAAAACAAAUCAACAAAAUUCAAGUUAUAUAAAUAAGAACAAAUUACAAAACAUUUCUAUUAGAAAUAAAAAUUAUAAUUUAUUAUUUAAAAAAAAAAAUGAAGAUGAUAAUUACGAGUUUUUACUUAUCAGAUUUAUUUUUAUUUAUAUCUUUACACAUUCAAAUUUAUUUCAUGACAACUUUAAUUAUUAUUACAUACAUGGAGAAAUUUAUGAACAAAAUUAUUAUAAAAAUAUGUUGAAUAAUUUUAAUAAAAUUAUAUUACACUUGAAAACUAAUUUUAUGGAUGUUUUAAAUAUCAAAGAAUAUGAAAAUUUCCAAACUGAUGAGUUAAAUAAUCUUUAUUAUGAUUAUAAUCAGAUUGAUGGAAUAAAAAAACAAAAUUUGUAUCCAUAUGAUACUAAAAAAUGUGACAAUACUACUGGGGAAAUAAAUAUGAGCUUAUCUGUAAACAAUAUUAUAAGUGAAGACAAACAAACUGAAACCCUUUCAAACAUAUCAUGUUCCACUGAAAAAAAUAUAGAAAAUAAAUAUAACAUAUUAAGUAAACAAAACUUUUCUUUGUUAAUAAAUUAUUUUUUAUUUAUUUUUAAACAUAAUAUAAAUUUUAUUGUACAAGACAAAAAUUUUAUAGAGAAUAUGAAAAUGCAACAUUUUUUUGUAAAAAAAUUCAAAAAUUUAUAUUAUAAUUAUAAAUAUUCAUAUAUUUAUAGAAAUAUAAUAUUAUCCAUAAUAUAUAAUAUGAAAAAAGCAAAUUCUUUAAGAACAAAUUAUAUUUUAAAUUGCAAAAAUUUGUGUCAAAAUAAUAACAACAGUUACAAUACUAGCGAAAAAAAUAAAAUAGACAUUAAUGAAUAUAUACAAAUUAUUAAAUUUUUCCAACACAUAUGUGUGCAAGAAGGAAAAACACAAAAUUAUAAAAAUAAUGCAUUUUACAAUUAUUUAAAAAAAAAUAAUAUCAAAAUUUUGAAUAAUGAUGAUAUUAAUGAUCAAAGUUAUGAAAUUUUAUAUAAUAGUCCUAUUAUUAAUAAAUUUAGCAAUUAUCAAAUAACAAACAUAUAUAUAAAUACAAUAUUUUUUAAUUAUAUAAUACCUAUGAUUAUCCAAACAAAAGAAGAAAAAUAUUUAGCUGUUCAAAUUAUUUUUAAUUCUAACGAAAAUAUAAAUUCAUAUAUGGUAUCAUUUAACCUUAUGAACAGUUUUUUAAACAAUUACAAUUAUGAUACUAUAUUGAUUAAAAAAUAG